AUUGAUUUUACAAUGUUUUUUUUAGGACAGGUAAAAAAAAUCAAUCAAUCAAUCAAUUUUAGUAUUUAUAGCGUUAAGAAUUUUCUCAAAUCGAUAAAACAAAACAAAAAACAUUCGAUUAAUCGAUAUUCAAUCAUCUUAGAAAAAAAGGAAUCCAUGGAAAUGUGGUGAACUCUAAAUUCUAAACAUGGCCGAUUAUUCAUCAUACGAAUCUGAUGAUAAUGAUGACGGUGAUGAUGGUGGUGAUGAUGAUGAUGAAGAACAAGGUUUAAUAGAUGAUCAUGAUAAUGAUCCAGAUUAUUUUGCACAAAAACAACAAAUCAAUAAAGUAUUACGACAACGAAGUCGAUCAGCACAUCAAAUUUUUGAAGAUGAUAAUUAUGAUUAUCAUAAAGAAAGUGAAUGUGAUGAUGAUGAUGAUGAAGAAUUGGAAUUCUAUACAUAUGAUACGGCGCCGAGAGAAAAUCGUAUUCAAAUAUUUUGGAAUAUUUAUCAACAAUGGUCACGAUGUUUACCUACCGGUGGUGUUGAACGUAUGCUUUGCAUAAUGAUGGCAACAUUUCUUGUAUUGAUGAUUUUUUCAAUACAAUUAUGUUUACGUAUUGAUGGUUAUUUAGAUUGGAUUUGGUCAUCAAAUAGUUUGCAUUUUCCAUGGAAAUAUUUUUGGUGGUGGAAUUCAAAUCAUCGUAAAAAUCAUCGUAUAUGUGAACCACCAAAUUAUGAUGAAAAGAUUAGUUUUGAUUGUUAUGUAUUAUUAUUGAUAAUCGGUUGGUUAUCAUCAAUGUUUUUGGCUAUUUUUACGAUGGCCAUUCAUUUUGUUUAUUGGUGGUGGCGAUGGUAUUAUUUUCGACGACGACAAUAA
Dermatophagoides pteronyssinus (European house dust mite) is the source of this 862-nucleotide messenger RNA. RefSeq lists its product as uncharacterized. Lineage: Eukaryota; Metazoa; Arthropoda; Arachnida; Sarcoptiformes; Pyroglyphidae. The record is from RefSeq and is a predicted model, not a curated record.